Molecule: messenger RNA, 4062 nt
Organism: Hyla sarda
Lineage: Eukaryota; Metazoa; Chordata; Amphibia; Anura; Hylidae
Gene: TPBG
Product: trophoblast glycoprotein
Exons: 2
Coding region: 995-2197 (400 amino acids)
Biological process (GO): negative regulation of canonical Wnt signaling pathway
Cellular component (GO): plasma membrane
Molecular function (GO): protein binding
Source: RefSeq, a predicted model, not a curated record
ACGGUCCAUCUCUUGUGCAACUUCAGUGCUCAGCGUGUCCUAACAUGAUGGAAGUUGUAGUACGCCACAGGUUGGGCUUGCUAAACUACAACUCUUAGCAUACCUGGACAGCGCAUGCUGAGAGUUGUAGUUGUGCAAAAGUUGGAGAUACACUGGUUGGGUAACACUAUGUAAACUGCGGUUCUCCAGGUGUUGUGCAACUAUAAUAACGCUUAGCCUGUCCUGACAUGAUGGAAGUUGUAGUACGCCACAGGUUGGGGACACCUCCAUUAGACGGGCUAUUAGGUCUCCUGCUAUUAGAAAGCUCAGCAGCAGGAGAACGAGGGGUUUAGCGCGAGGACACGGCGAAGCCCCAGCCUGCUGCCCGGCAACCCGCUCCGCUCCGUACACUCAUGUGCUCCCCACCAGCCUAGCUGCCUCCUCUAGAGCGGAGAGGGCGGAUCCGGGAACAAGACGCGCUCAUCCCACAGAGGGGUGUUCACACGGCGCGCGCUGCUCCCUCUGGACAUGGCUACGGGCGAGCAGUGUCUUCCUGCGCCGCCACCACUUCCCCAUUGUACUAUAUGGAGUGCGCGGAAUCCGUAGUGGAGCACAGCUUUGAAGUAAAGCUUUUACCUGCCGCCUAUAUUCCGCCCCCCACCCCUGGAUGCAGGUGGUAUCUCCCGGGGAGGCGGGGCCGGGGAGCAGCAGGAGAGCGGAGUGAGCGGCUGGAGGUGGAGGAGUAGCUGCCCGGAGACCAGUGCCAGGAAUUUCCCUCAAACAACGGACGACUCCCGGCUGCAGGUUCCCUUGUGGGUGCUCGUCGCCUGUCCAGAGACGUCUAUCAGCAGCCUGAAGGUGGCAUUGUGUGAUCCCAUGUAAGGAGCUGGCACCAGGAGGGAAGGUUCGCCACAGUUCACACUGCACAUCUGCUUGGCAUUUCUUCUAGAGCAGACAGUGUUCCCAAACUCUCAGUACAGGGGAGCCCUGGGGUUACAGCACCAUAGCUGGGGAGAUGCCUUCCUCUCAUGUACCCUCUUCAUUGGGGCUCUGGAGGAGGGGGCCCCGACUAGGUGCUGAUGGCAGAAAUCUGAAGGGGUCCCUACUGCUAGUCCUAGUGCUUGUGCAUGUCCUGGGCAGUGUAUGGUCUCAGUCCGAACAACAGACUCUCUGCCCGGCCUCUUGUGAAUGUUCAGAUCUAGCCCGGACUGUGAAAUGUGUGAACAAGGAUCUAAAAGAGGUGCCCCGGAACCUUCCAUCCUACGUGAAGAAUCUUUUCAUCACAUACAACCACAUCUAUAGUUUACACGAGGCGUCCUUCCACGAAGUCUUGACUAACCUUAGCAAUCUUGGCCUCAGUAGUAACCACCUCCAGGAACUGGGCAGGAAUACCUUCAGAAACCUUCCAGGGCUAAAGCAUCUGGAUCUCAGUAACAAUAAGUUGGCUAAUAUCAGUGACUUGUCCUUCCAAGUUGGUGGUGACCUUAGCAGUCCGCUACUGGAGCUGAACCUCCGAAACUCUCUUUACAAUGAGUCCAUGAUCUUCUUUGUGGCAGGGGCCCUACAGAAUGGAUCCCUAAGUAAUCUUCAGAAGCUAGACCUGAGUGGGAACAAUCUCCUGUACUUACCCACAGGCAUGUUCAACUCCCUGCCCAGCCUGAAAGACCUCGACCUGAGCAACAAUUCCCUGGUCAGCCUCCGAUCUGGGAUUUUCACCAAUCUUGACAGCCUUGAGACUUUGGAUCUGAGAAAUAACUCUUUAAAAAACAUAAAAAACACAACACUUUUAGAUUUUUCCAGCCAACCUGGUUUGUCCGUGUUCCUCGGUGACAACAGCUGGGUCUGUCACUGUGAUAUCGAACCCUUCGUCAUUUGGCUCAAGGACACGACCAUUGUGAAGGAUUCCUCCAGCUUGCGUUGCUCCGAACCAGAAAAGAUGAGUAACAUUUCAUUGCUUUCUAUCAAAGUCUCUGAGCUGGAGUGCCCCCCGUAUGUAAAUGACAACAGCUUACAGACCUCCUAUGUCUUUCUGGGUAUAGUGCUAGCCCUCAUAGGAGUGAUCUUUCUGCUGGUCUUGUAUCUGAACAGGAAAGGUAUUAAAAAGUGGAUCUACAACAUCAGAGAUGCAUGCAGAGAUCACAUGGAGGGUUAUCACUAUAGAUACGAGAUCAAUGCAGAUCCCAGGCUGACAAACUUGAGCACAAACUCAGAUGUAUAAAGAUAAUUUUUGUGGACAAGAGCAACACUUUAUCUAUGCAUGAACUUAAUGUACAGAUAAUGCAUUUAACCCUGAGCUUGCUCUCCUCACUCCCUGCUGGAGAACUAGACCACAAGAAAAUAGCGUCUCCUCGCAGGGCUUCUGAAUGCCUCCAUCUGACUGUGAAUUUAUUGCUGCAUUAUAAUUUGUACUGUACAGUCUGAACUUCGCAUGCUAAACAUCCAUACUGAGCAGACUUGUUGUUUUACUGCUCAUAGGAAUUUGCUCCUGGAAAAACUGUACGAGACAGUAGCAGAGCAGCAACAAUACUUUGCUUUAUCUUUUCCAUUCUUUGGGUUUUCAGUUAGUACCACCCAUUGCCCAAUCCAGCUACCAGUCAACGACAACUGCCUCAAGAUUUGUUUCUUUUCAUUUUUUUUUAUAACUCUUUGUGAACUAUUGAGUUGUGAGAAUGCUUCCAAAGUUGCAAUUUUUUGCAUGUACAACAUGAGGACAAGCAUGUGCGCCUUUUUUUUUUAACUACUUGACAUCCUGUAUUGGAAAGCAUCGACAGUAAUACUUUUGCACUGUUUUUAUAAGGUAUACGCAGUUUAUAUCCGAUCAGAAUUUCUAUAAACUGCGUCUGAUUUUAAUAACUCCGACUCAAUAAAGAAUAUGUUAAAAUAAUCCGUGUGUGGAUGUUUUCUGCCCAAAGAUCUACUUAUUCCAUCUACUUAGUGGGAAGCAAGUGACAGGGAUGCAAUGGAAAUGUUUGAUUUCUUUUAUCCCAUGCCUUAUAUAGAGGAGGAGGAUGACAUGCUAAAAGUGUUUCUUUUAGUAGUAACUAGAAUAACAAUAUAUGUACAGUAUAUACAAUGAAUGGAGUCUGCAAUAAGUCUGUAUAAAAUACAUUUUGUCUAUUUUUUAUGAUACCGAUCUAUGCUAAACCAUGAUUUUUGCAUUGACCUGUAAACUGAAAUAAAGCAUAAUAAUAAUAAUAAAAUGGAAGUAUGUACUAGCAAUAGGGUGAACCAUGCCAAGUAUGGCUUUAACAGUCAGUUAACCCUUUUCUGUUCAUCUGUGUGCAAAUGCUUUUCCGGCAGUAUUAAGCAGUGGUGUUAUCUGGUUUGCAUGUGAAUAUUGGAUUUUAUACAAUGCAUGUGUUUCUGUCUUAACCAGUUCCUAUCAGAAGGGUUUGCAAUACAGUUCACCCAGUGGCCUGCUCAAAUGGUUUAGAUAUUUUAAGCCACUUCUUUCAUUGUUUGGGCCUGUAAAGUUUAUAAUGAUGUCUGUGACUUUGCCAAGGACAGUUGGAUGUUUAUAGUUUCUGAAGUUUGCCAAUACAUAAACCAGAUUUUAAAGUGAAUCGAAUUAAAUGUCAUUUAAAAAAAAUGUGCUUGUCUCUUACUGUGCAGCUGUGGACACACGGUUCAAUUGUUCGAGCUUCAUACAUAAUAAUGGAAUAAUGCGUCUUUGAAUGAAAAUGUAAAUACUAACCUAAGAUGUUGGCAUCACACAUCAACAUAUAAAUAGUGUCUUAAUCUGUAUCCCCGUAGGUUGAAGCUGUUCUUGGACAAGUCAACCAGAGUUAGUAAUUACCUUUCCAAUGUAACAAAAGAAUGUAAUCUCCGCAGUUUUCCUGCCUGCCCUGAAGUAUUAAUCCUACCUGCAUUCAGGGCAGUCAAGAAUCUCUACCCUGAAUGUACGGUAUAUGUGCGUAUGCUGUGCCGGAACUUUUUAGUCUUGCAGUCCUUCAUGUGGACCACCUCGUGGGAGCAAUGCUGUUUGCUCCUGAUUUUCCUUUUCUCUUUUAUUGCACUAGGAAUAACAUCAUGUCAUGCUGUAACUCUGUUGGGCUUUGUGAUAAAUAAACUUUACAACUUAUG